UCUGCUCUUUCUCUAUAUACAUCAGAGACACAUAUAUAAAUACACAUACAUUUACAGCUAAACAGUCAAUUCUGUACACAUCACGAGGGUAGUUUUAUUUAAGUGCCCAUGGACCCUUCACUACAAAGUACUGACGGCUUCCUUUCUCUAGAAGAAUGCGGAGUAUUUCAAGGGGACAUCAAAAAGCAAAUGCAGCCCAGCGCAGAGAAUGAUCCCAAGUUACAAGAGCUAAAAAAGUUUCUCAUCGAAUGGAUCAACGUCCAGUUAAAAAAGGAGCACAUUGUUGUAAAGAGUCUGGAAGAGGACAUGUUUGAUGGUCUCGUAAUUCACCAUCUCUUACAAGCAAUAGGAGGAAUUAAGUUAGAUGUGGAAGAAAUGGCGAUGUCAGCUGCCAACCAGAAACGCAAGCUGGGCGUCAUUAUGGAAGCCAUUUCCCAGAAUCUAAAACUGGAAGACAGUGAGAAACGAUGGGAUGUGAACACGAUAUACAACAAGGACCUGCUAGCCACGCUGCACCUCUUGGUUGCCCUCGCUCGCCAUUUCCAGCCCGAACUGGCUCUUCCUCCAAAUGUUUCUGUAGAGGUGAUACUUCUGGAGCCAACCAGAACUGGGAUAAAGACAGAAAAAUCUAUUGAAUUUAUUACCGGGGAAGCGGUUAUCUCAUCCAAACAAGAUGCUUUUGAUCAACUUUUUGAACUGAAUCCAGAUAAAGUAGAAGUGGUGAAGCAGGCAAUAAUUAACUUUGUGAACAAACAUCUUGCAAAUCUGAACCUCACAGUGACAGAUCUGGAUACUCAGUUUGCAGAUGGGGUGAUUUUGUUGCUGCUAAUUGGCCAGUUGGAAGGCUACUUUAUAAACCUAAGCAGCUUCUUCCUAACACCAGGCUCACAUGAAAAUAAGAUCCACAAUGUUUCUCUUGCCUUGGAUUUGUUAAUGGACGGAGAGACAUUACAAUACCCUAUCAAUUCUGAAGAUAUUGUGAACAGAGAUUUAAAAUCCACUCUGCGAGUUCUGUACAGCCUGUUCCUUAAACACAAACAAAGCUAAAACGUCAAACAGAACAUUAGCUUAGUCAUGUCAUCCAGCAUUCAGAGAUGCCCAGCGUAUCAAAGGAGGAAAAAAAUGAAAAUUUCACAGAAAUGUUUUUUUUUUCUUUAUAAAUCUUUUUGUAGAACAUAAAAUAAAUAUGUACCGAUCUUGCUCCGUUUAUUUGUAAGAUAAUAAAUGUCAAUCUUUAUAGAAA
Bombina bombina (fire-bellied toad) is the source of this 1243-nucleotide messenger RNA. It is a transcript of the gene PARVG, whose product is annotated as parvin gamma. The transcript is spliced from 13 exons. Gene Ontology annotation, cellular component: cytoplasm; focal adhesion; actin cytoskeleton. Bases 109 to 1047 code for a protein of 312 amino acids. Gene Ontology annotation, molecular function: actin binding. Gene Ontology annotation, biological process: establishment or maintenance of cell polarity; substrate adhesion-dependent cell spreading; actin cytoskeleton organization. The record is from RefSeq and is a predicted model, not a curated record. Lineage: Eukaryota; Metazoa; Chordata; Amphibia; Anura; Bombinatoridae.